Molecule: messenger RNA, 2553 nt
Organism: Pichia kudriavzevii
Lineage: Eukaryota; Fungi; Ascomycota; Pichiomycetes; Pichiales; Pichiaceae
Exons: 1
Coding region: 1-2553 (850 amino acids)
Biological process (GO): GPI anchor biosynthetic process
Cellular component (GO): endoplasmic reticulum membrane
Source: RefSeq, a predicted model, not a curated record
AUGAGGUUUCUUCUGUUGUUUGGUUUGCUGCUCCUACAACUGGUAUCGUAUUUGCUUUUCUGCAAGGGGUUUUUCCCAACAAAAGUGUUGUUGACACCUGCGGAGGUAGAUGAAUACAGAACACGUGAACCACAAGGGUACGUUGAACCACAACCACAGUUUGACCAGGUAGUUGUGAUGGUGAUAGAUGCAUUGAGGGCAGACUUUUUGUUUUCCAAUAAAUCACGCAUGAGUUUUGCACACAAUUUGUUAAACACGGGAUAUGGAAUUGGCUUCACUGCAUUCUCCAAUCCACCAACGGUUACAUUGCCACGGUUAAAAGGUAUAACCACCGGUUCGACCCCGAAUUUUAUCGAUGCUGUUUUGAAUAUUGCUGAAGAUGACACAUCUUCUUCAUUGGGUGAUCAAGAUUCGUGGAUUAAGCAGAUGUUUAUAAAUGGCUGGAAAAUAAACAUGUUUGGAGAUGAUACUUGGCAUAAGCUCUUUCCAAACUAUUUUGCCAAAACUGAAGGUACCGCAAGUUUUUAUGUUUCCGAUUUUACUAUAGUUGAUAAUAAUGUUACAAGGCAUCUUGACUUUGAGUUGAGUGAUGAAGGGAAAAUGCAUUGGGAUUGCUUGAUUCUACAUUAUCUCGGGUUGGACCAUAUUGGUCAUAGAGGUGGUCCAGAUAGUUCGAAUAUGCCAGAGAAGCAAAAGGAAAUGGAUCACAUAAUUGAGAGGAUAUUCAAUGAAGUUACUCUGAAGAAUCCGAACUCCCUCUUCAUUGUUAUGGGAGAUCACGGUAUGAAUGAUGUUGGUAACCAUGGGGGAUCUUCAACUGCCGAGACAUCUGCUGCCUUAAUGUUUGUUUCCCAAAAGUUCAAGAAGAAUAAACCAGACACUCACCAGCAUGCGCCUAUUAUGUGGAACGAUAAUUAUGAUUACUUUUCUAGAAUCGAUCAAAUUGAUUUAGUUCCAACAUUGUCCGAGUUGAUUGGUAUAUCGGUUCCUAUCAAUAACCUAGGCGCCUUCAUACCCCACUUACUUGAUUUAUACCAGACUGAAGAGGAAAAAAGAAACAUUUUAAUUAAAAAUGCCUUGCAAUUGAAAGUUUUAUUGGAUAAAUCACAUAAGAUGAUUUCCUCCUUUCCGAAGACGAGUAUUCCGGAACUUCUUGAAUACAUUCAAGACGCCAAGUACGAGUUAUCUAAAACAUCUUCUGCAUACAACUACUUUGAAAUAUAUGCUGGUUUAAGCGGCUAUUUUGCUCUAACCAUCAUUGCUUUUGUUUUGUUUGGAUUAUAUUUUAAGAGGAGAUUCUCUGUUGCAUUUCUUGAUGUUGUCUUCUUUGUUACGUAUUCAGCUAACUUUAUUGCUUCAUCAUUUGUGGAAGAGGAACACCAUAUGUGGUGGUUCUUUACCAGCUUAUUUGUCCUCUAUAUUGUCAUGAAACACCUGAGGUCCUCCCAUAUAAGUUGGUUCAGUGUAAUCACGAUGAUGGUUGGUCUGAGACUACUUAAAGCAUGGAACAAUAGUGGACAAAAAUAUAACAUGAAGUCCAACAUGAAACUUUCAACGUAUAUAAAUCAAAUGUCACCGAAAACUGGACCUAAUGUAUAUGGUGGAUUAUUGUUUUUAACAUUUUUAACCAUGAACAUUUUUGUGAACGUACACAUGGCAGAGGGCAUUUAUACACAUAUUUUCCAAGUCUUAUUUACUAUGCUUUCCCUCCCAAUAGGUGCAUCUAAGAUGUUGUCAUUUCUAACCGAAGCGUACGAUAUCAAUAAUGAAGCACUUAAUAUGCCAGGUUGGAGUAACAGGUUUAUUUCAACAUUGAGUGAGCUUACGCAGCUUACCGAUGUUAACAAGAUCAACAAUUUCAUAUUCUCAGUUUUACAAUUAGUUUGGUUGUCAGCACUGAUUAUUCAGCUAAUUCAGCCUAGUAUUUCCAAAUACAUCUUCAACAAUAGACGAAGCACAAGCCAUUAUCUGUCUAACAUCCUGGCAAUAUUUUCCUUCAUACUGAUUUCACAGACAAAUUAUGCCAACGUUCCAAUAUUCUUUAUUCUUUUCUUCAUUCUAAAUGGGUUCAAGGCUAUAUCUCCAAACUCAACAACUAACUCGAAUAUAUUCAACUUGUUUACUUUGCUUAUGCAAAAUCUUACCUUCUUCCAAUUUGGCUCUACAAAUUCGUUGUCUUCCGUGGAUCUUACGAACUCGUUCAACGGUUUGACCAGUUACAAUAUGUUUUUGUCAGGGCUUCUGACUUAUACUUGUAAUUGGGCAGGUCCCAUUUUUUGGACAGUUGCUCAUUUAUAUAUGACUUUUAGUAAGGUUCCUCAGGAAAAGGUACAAGCAGUUAAAUGGAAACUGCUUUAUGAUAGACUAAUUUUCAAUUUCGUCUUUUAUUCCACAUCUGGCCUCUUACUAUUGGUAUGUGCCUACCACCUAAGGUUCCAUCUAUUCAUCUGGACAGUGUUUAGCCCUAAGAUCUUGUACUUCCUAAGUUGGUUAAUUUGUAAUUUAGUUUUUGAUUUCGGCUUAAGCACUGUUAUUGUGGCAUUCUACGUCUGA